Molecule: messenger RNA, 1338 nt
Organism: Piliocolobus tephrosceles (Ugandan red Colobus)
Lineage: Eukaryota; Metazoa; Chordata; Mammalia; Primates; Cercopithecidae
Gene: CACNG8
Product: calcium voltage-gated channel auxiliary subunit gamma 8
Exons: 8
Coding region: 1-1338 (445 amino acids)
Biological process (GO): neurotransmitter receptor transport, postsynaptic endosome to lysosome; positive regulation of synaptic transmission, glutamatergic; calcium ion transport
Cellular component (GO): AMPA glutamate receptor complex; postsynaptic density membrane
Molecular function (GO): voltage-gated calcium channel activity; channel regulator activity
Source: RefSeq, a predicted model, not a curated record
AUGAGGCCCGUGGAGCCCACUGGGGCGGAGCCAACGGGGGCUGGGGGCGAGGGCUGCCACCCCGCCGGCACGGCCCCGCCCCCGCUGCCCCGGUGGUGGCCCACGGCCCCCCGGCUGCCCGUGGUCAAACUGGAGUCACUGAAGCGCUGGAACGAAGAGCGGGGCCUCUGGUGCGAGAAGGGGGUGCAGGUGCUGCUGACGACGGUGGGCGCCUUCGCCGCCUUCGGCCUCAUGACCAUCGCCAUCAGCACCGACUACUGGCUCUACACGCGCGCCCUCAUCUGCAACACCACCAACCUCACGGCCGGCGACGACGGGACCCCCCACCGCGGGGGCGGCGGCGCCUCGGAGAAGAAGGACCCCGGCGGCCUCACGCACUCGGGCCUCUGGAGGAUCUGCUGCCUGGAAGGGUUGAAAAGAGGCGUCUGCGUGAAGAUCAAUCAUUUCCCGGAGGACACGGACUACGACCACGACAGCGCGGAGUAUCUACUCCGAGUUGUCCGGGCCUCCAGCAUCUUCCCCAUCCUUAGCGCCAUCCUGCUGCUGCUUGGGGGCGUGUGCGUGGCGGCCUCCCGGGUCUACAAGUCCAAGAGAAACAUCAUUCUGGGCGCAGGGAUCCUGUUCGUGGCAGCAGGCCUGAGCAACAUCAUCGGCGUGAUCGUGUACAUCUCGGCCAACGCGGGCGAGCCGGGCCCGAAGCGGGACGAGGAGAAGAAAAACCACUACUCGUACGGCUGGUCCUUCUACUUCGGCGGGCUGUCGUUCAUCCUGGCCGAGGUGAUCGGCGUGCUGGCCGUCAACAUCUACAUCGAGCGCAGCCGCGAGGCGCACUGCCAGUCUCGCUCGGACCUGCUCAAGGCCGGCGGGGGCGCGGGCGGCAGUGGCGGGAGCGGCCCCUCGGCCAUCCUCCGUCUGCCCAGUUACCGCUUCCGCUACCGCCGCCGCUCCCGCUCUAGCUCCCGCUCCAGCGAGCCGUCGCCGUCGCGGGACGCGUCUCCCGGCGGCCCCGGGGGCCCGGGCUUCGCCUCCACAGACAUCUCCAUGUACACGCUCAGCCGCGACCCCUCCAAGGGCAGCGUGGCCGCGGGGCUGGCGGGGGCCGGCGGCGGCGGCGGCGCCGUGGGGGCGUUCGGCGGCGCGGCCGGGGCCUCUCUCGGGGGCUUCAUGGACUCGAGCAAAAGGCUUGAGGCUGGAAACGAGGGUAUGAGUGUGCGGACAGUUUUGGUGGAAGAAACUCAGGCAGUCCCUCUGGUGGUCGUUAUGGAUCUGGCAGUGGAAGUGGUGGAUACGAAUAAACAGAAGGUUCUACAAACAACAGAAAAGGGCUACGGUUCUUAG